Messenger RNA from Sinocyclocheilus grahami, 932 nucleotides. RefSeq names its product vitamin K-dependent protein C-like. The transcript is spliced from 10 exons. Gene Ontology annotation, molecular function: calcium ion binding; serine-type endopeptidase activity. The coding region runs from base 136 to 891 and encodes 251 amino acids. NCBI's taxonomy places the organism in Eukaryota, Metazoa, Chordata, Actinopteri, Cypriniformes, Cyprinidae. The record is from RefSeq and is a predicted model, not a curated record. Gene Ontology annotation, biological process: proteolysis. Gene Ontology annotation, cellular component: extracellular region.
AUUAACACCCUCUAAACACCACAUUCUACAUUCCUGUUCCUGUUCCUUUCUUAUUUUUCAAAAUUGGUUCUUUUCUGAGCACAAAUCUGGCCUCUAACUAUCCCUGUUGAUAUUUUGGAAUACGGGUCUGUUGUCAUGAUGAGGAGUCUCUUCUUCUGUAUCUCAGUACUGGUUGUAUUUUGGUCUGAUAGGGCUCUCUGCAAGUCAGCAUUUUCUAACAGCCCAAAAGCACACAUGCUCCUGCGUUCAAGAAGAGCCAACACUUUUAUGGAGGAAAUAAAGCCUUCAUCGUUGGAGCGGGAGUGUAGGGAGGAACUGUGCAAUUUUGAAGAAGCAAGGGAAAUCUUUAAUACGAGGGAAGCCACGUUGGAAUUCUGGAUGGCAUAUAAAGAUGGAAACCAGUGCGACUCGAAUCCAUGUGUUCAUGGGAAGUGUGUGGACCUGUUACAAGAUUACUCCUGCACCUGCAAUGCUGGAUUUGAAGGGAAACACUGUGGCCUGCGCAGGACAGCCACUAACUGCUCUGUGAACAAUGGGGAUUGUGAUCAUGAAUGUCAUGAGAGUGUGGAUGGUCUUGGUCGCAGGUGCAGUUGUAUUAAAGGAUACCAACUACAAGACAAUUCUAGAAAAUGUAUUGCCAAAAAUGAGGCUUCAUGUGGCCAGAUUCGAAUCACAAAGUCAUCCUAUAUUAAUAAGCCUUUAGUAGGUUUACAGCCGUGGGUUUUAGGAGGUACAGUUGGCAAAAAGGGAGAGAGUCCCUGGCAGGCUCUUAUACUCAAUCAUUUGGGCAAUUUUCAUUGUGGUGGAGUUCUGAUUGAUGAAAACUGGGUUCUCACUGCUGCUCACUGCCUAGAGACAAGUACAAGGUUCAGUGUCAGGCUGGGUAUGUAAGACAUUUUGGUAAAAUUUAAGUAUUUCUUCACAGUGCAAGA